AUGCCAGACGUCCUUAUUAUGAAUCACAGACCUCUGGAUCCUCCUAGCCCAACCAGCUCUGCGACUUACAUUGAGUGUUCUUCUCCAGGUUAUAAGGCUCCCAUGAUCAAUAAAGGAACAUUCAAUUUCGAGCCACUAUAUGGCAGUCGUUCACCCACUAGCAUGUCGUCUAGAUUGUCAACUGGAGUCAACCAUGAUAUCCCUCCUGGCAACUUUUUGGCUGAGGCACAAACCAUCUUGAGUGAUUCUAACAUCCCUAUGGACGUAAUCAAAGAGGCCAUCUCAGCUCAGUUUGCUACCUGCGAGAAGCACCGCAACCUCCUAAUGUCAAAGAUGUGGGAGCUUGAAGAAAUCACUAGGUGGAAGAGGUUUUCGAAACGCACCGUUGCUACCUUGCAGAAGGAGCACAGCAUUGCUCAGUCAGGGUUGAAACUAUGGUUAGAUUUAGCACAGAAACAGAUUUCAAGAGAUUCAGCCGAUACCAUCCAGACCUACCGCAGAGAACAGGAGGCCCUCACCGCUGUACAAAUGGACCUUGUUAACUUGGAAGGACUUGCUUCUUCCCAGGGGAUGGCUGAUGGAGAUUUGAUUCAAGAAGGCACGGAUGAUGACGAUGAUGACGAAUAUUCCGCCAUGUCAGACAACGACAGUAUUAAACCAGGGUGUAAAUCGGACCUUAAUCCUUCCCUCCAACCGGACAGCACCCAACUCGGGCUUCAAGAAGAACAUACCCAGCCCCCGCUUUUGUACAGCGACUUCUCAGUGAUGAUGGAAGGAUACGAUGACAAUGAGGGAGAGGAGGAGGAGGAGGAGGAAGCGCGAAACGAUCAGCGUGGGUCCUACCGGGAGCACCAACCACUUCCAUACAACAAUCUCCCUCAGCCCCACUACGGGCGGAACCAUAGUAUGCAAGAUCAGGACCCUGGUGCUCCUCAGCAUUACCAACCCCUUCCAUAUUACCCUCAGCCAGACCACGACCCUGGUGUUCCUCAACACUAUCAACCCCUUCCUUAUUACCCUCCGCCACAACUGCAGUAUGAUGAUCUGCCGCCUUCCAGUCCCCCUCGUGACCCGCGCUUUGACAACCAACUUAGCAUGCCAUCAUCCAGCCGGCAACCUGCUCCCCCCCCCCAUCACCAGACACGUACGACUAUCUACCAAAUGUACCUACGUUUGAAGAUCUCAUACCUCCCGGAAUCCAGGAACUCGAGCACACUACACGCUCAAGGUUCAGAGGUCUUGAUCAAAUGCGAGGAGAACGCCUCGAGCACCAACAGGCUCGGUGUGCAGCCCAAAGAGCCAACGAGGGCAACUCAUUACAACUGGCGUCAUCAGGUAUCUGUUACAGUGCCGAUUCCAUCCCGACAACAACUACCGGCACCCAUUACGCCAUCCAGCCUUCAGCCUAAUGCUGAUCCUGGACCCCGACAGCUGACGGACAAAGAGCUAAAAGAUGUGAAGAAGGAGGCGAAACGGGUGAUGCGCAGAAAGGUGCUCCUCAAGAAUGCGAUGCCCACGACGGAACGGAAUACUGGAAUGGCUAAGGAAGCAUUUUUGGAGGUGGUGGGACGUGUAGUAUCGGGUGUAUCAUUGACGGCCUCGCAAAUACCGGAUCGCACCGAGACCUGCAAGAAGCUAUCAGGGAUCACGACGACUGUGCGUGGAGUCUUCAAGAAGGAGGCGCAACGGCUCAUUCUCAACCACUAUUCUCUUUCUCUUGAAGCCGGAGACACAAGAUCAUUGACUGACCACAGAGAGACUACUGUUGCCCCGCUUCUCGUCAACCACAGCUAUCUUUUUAAAGAUCCAACAGUCAUGUCCCCUGUCAACCACCCCGCCGUCAUCGAGACGAUCUGUAAUUCCCUCUGGACCACUCAUCUUCAUGAAGCGCUCGACUUCAAUGAGCUCGACAAGCUCUACGACUUAUUUUCAAUCAGGGGCGCUGCAGUCCAUAACACUCUACUAGAGUUCCAAGACGGAGUAUAUAAGUCAGUACAAUUUUCACCAGUGUCUUUGUCGGCAACGGAGUACAAAGCAAUUCAGACUCACAAUAGCAUCGUCCACGACACGCCUACGCUGCAUUCUGCUUCGUUGUCUGUAAAGCAGAACAUGAUUGCUCUGGGGACGGCUUUGCGUGCACGUUGA
Messenger RNA from Suillus plorans, 2145 nucleotides. RefSeq lists its product as uncharacterized. NCBI's taxonomy places the organism in Eukaryota, Fungi, Basidiomycota, Agaricomycetes, Boletales, Suillaceae. The transcript has 6 exons. The record is from RefSeq and is a predicted model, not a curated record. The coding region runs from base 1 to 2145 and encodes 714 amino acids.